CGGUGGUGUUUUCCUUCCAGUGCUCCAGCAUUUCCAUCCUAUAUAGGUAUAGCUAUAUAUAUACUUGAGAUCGACCUAACUGUCACUGUACUUUCUCUGGCGAGUCCUCCUCUGUGAAACAUGAAGAGUCCAGGCAAACCCAUGUCUACUUUUGGCCUUGUGUGUCUACUGCUUCUCAUCUUCAAUACAGAAGCAGCCACAUUUCAUGAAGUUGAGGAUGAGAGAGAGUUUGAUUAUUUGGAAGGGAGUGGGAAGGGACCUGAUCACUGGGGAGAGCUGCAUGAAGAAUGGGCGGCCUGUAAGAAUGGAGACAUGCAAUCCCCAAUCGAUCUGUUGAAUGAACGGGUGCAACUGGUGCCAGGAUUAGGGAGACUCAAGAGAAGCUACAAGCCUUCAAAUGCCAUCCUCAAGAAUAGGGGCCAUGAUAUUGCGCUUGAAUGGGGAGAGGGUGCUGGAUCUAUAAACAUAAAUGGUAMAGAUUAUGUGCUUGAGCAAUGCCACUGGCAUUCACCUUCUGAGCACACCCUCAAUGGCAAGAGGUUUGACCUAGAGCUGCACAUGGUUCAUGUCUCCCCUGAUAACACAACAGCCAACCAGAUCGCUGUGAUUGGAAUCCUUUACAAGAUUGGCCGACCAGAUGAUUUCCUCUCUGAGCUGAAGAAGGGAAUAUGGUCUAUAGCUGAUAGCAAAAAUGAGGUGGGAGUGGGAGUGGUAGACCCAAGACACAUAAAGAUAGGAAGCAGGAAGUAUUAUAGAUACAUGGGCUCUCUUACUGUUCCUCCAUGCACCCAAGGUGUCAUUUGGACCAUCAACACCAAGGUGAGAACCGUUUCCAAAGGCCAAGUGAAGGCACUGAGAGACGCAGUUCAUGAUUAUGCGGAACAGAAUGCAAGACCCUUACAACCUCUCAACAAAAGAGAAAUCCAUCUCUAUCGGCCCCGGGAUUUGACAAGAGAUCGACGCAACUGAUUGAUACAUACACUUGAAUAUUGCAGUUUCUAUGAAUUAUUAGUUAACAGUUGAAUUUGUAUGUAUUCCAUUCUUUGACGUUUACGUGAGUAUACAGAGUACACAGCUACCGAUUACCCAAUAUUUGAUGUUCAAUUUUGAGUUAUUAAUUAAUGUGGUGUUAUUUUGUCUCUUUGUAUAAUAAAACUACAAUUCAAUCUAUAUUAAUU
Messenger RNA from Nelumbo nucifera (sacred lotus), 1178 nucleotides. Its product is annotated as alpha carbonic anhydrase 7-like. Gene Ontology annotation, molecular function: zinc ion binding; carbonate dehydratase activity. The record is from RefSeq and is a predicted model, not a curated record. Gene Ontology annotation, biological process: one-carbon metabolic process. Lineage: Eukaryota; Viridiplantae; Streptophyta; Magnoliopsida; Proteales; Nelumbonaceae.